Molecule: messenger RNA, 291 nt
Organism: Protopolystoma xenopodis
Lineage: Eukaryota; Metazoa; Platyhelminthes; Monogenea; Polystomatidea; Polystomatidae
Source: the annotation of a GenBank genome assembly
AUGCCAUCUCCGAAUUUCCCAUCGCUGUUCACCCCCACCUCUCUCUCUCUCUCUCUUUCUGACUUGGCAACUAACCGACGGGUUGCCGCCACGACAUCAUCAUCUCUUUCAAGUCAAGCUGUCAAUGCAAAUCAUGAUGCCAAGUUGCUGCUCCCUUCGGUCGUGUUCACCACCGCCCUGCCACAUACAUACAUACCCACCCACCCACUCACCCGCCCAUUCACCACUCCCAAAACACCCGGUGGGCAUAGAUCUAACUUGACGACGCGGCGAUACUUCAUUAUUUAUUAA